AUGAAUCUCAUUUUUAAGUUUUUUCAAUAGGCAUAAAUAGAAUUGGAAAAGAAGAAAAGAAAAAGAGUUAUUGAAGAAGAAAAUAGAAGGAAAGUUGAAUAAGAAAAAAUAAGAUAGGAGGAAGAAAGGAUGCUAUAACUUGAAGAAGAAAAUAGAAAAAAGGUUGAAUAAGAAAAAUUUAGAUAGGAGCAAGAGGAUAGAAUGAUAAAAUUACAAUAUAAGGAAAGGAUUAAAUAAAUCGUAUAACCAAUAGCAAAUUAAACGUUGAUAUAAUAAGAAAUUUGUAAACAACCUAUUCAUCAAUCAAUAUAAACAUUAAACUAAGAAAUUAAAUAAAUAGAUAAUCAUAAUACUCUUACAAAUAAUCAAAAAUAAUUCUAUAAAAAUUAAUAUUAAUAAUAACUAUUUACUAGAUUAAAGGAUUAAGGUUUAGUGUAAUCAAUUCCACAUGUAAAGCAGAAUAUUGAGAUUUCAAAUCCUGAAUUAGCAUUUUACGUGUUAAAAGAAUCAUUAUUGAGAGAUUAAAAUAGAGAAUUAUUGUUUACAAGCUAAUAGAACUCAUUUGGAUUUGAUUCAGUUAUAGGAACAUUUGGCUCUGACUAAUCUUGUCUUAAAGUUAGAAACACUAAUCUUGAUUAUGAUUCAAUAGUGAAAGAUACUCAAUUAUUAGAACAGCAUAUAUUCGAAUUUAAAUAUAAACUAUCUAAUUCGCUUAAUAUUUCAAUUGAUUAGAUUGAAAUUUUAGGAGUAUCAAAGGGAAGUUUUUAAAUUAACUUUUAAAUUAAAGGAAAAAAUAUAGAUGAGAUUUAAAAAUUAAUCAAGGAUUAGCCUGAAGCAUAACAAUUUUUAAACGAAUAUUGUAAUGGCAUGAUAGAAUAGGUAGUUUAUUUUAUUUAAGCUAGUGCAAAUGGAGUUACACUUUCUUCUGAUGAUUUUAAUCCUUCUCACAAUAUGAAUUGGUAUGGUUCUACUGAGAAAGAACAAAGAGGACCUCCGUAUCAUAGAUAUGAUUAUUAUUUUCCAAGAGGUUGUUAUGGAUUUGGAUUAAAUAUAAAAAAAUAUGGAGAUAAUUAAGAUUGGAUAUUAAUGAAUGGUAACCAGAAUGAAUGGAGGAUUUUGUAUCAUGGUACAAAGUAACAUUUUGUUAGUUCAAUUGUAAAAAAUAAUUUAAAACCUGGUAGUAAUAAUGGCUAUUCUCAAUACAAAUGUUAAGAUGAAUUCAAAAAAGAAGUAAAUGUCGGAGAUGGAAUUUAUUUCUCAGAUUAGAUAAAUAUCUGUCUUAAAGAUGGAUAUGCUACAUACACUUAAGUUGGUAAGAAAUAAUUUGCUGUAAUCUGUAUGUCAAGAGUUAAUCCAAGAAAAAUUCGACAAUGCAAGGAAAUGGAAGGCAAAAGAUAUUUUGUUAUUAAUAAUUCAGAAGAUGUUAGACCAUAUAGAAUUUUAUUACAUGAAAAAAAAUGA
Molecule: messenger RNA, 1461 nt
Organism: Paramecium octaurelia
Lineage: Eukaryota; Ciliophora; Oligohymenophorea; Peniculida; Parameciidae
Source: the annotation of a GenBank genome assembly